Messenger RNA from Parathielavia appendiculata, 1906 nucleotides. RefSeq lists its product as uncharacterized. The coding region runs from base 195 to 1547 and encodes 450 amino acids. The record is from RefSeq and is a predicted model, not a curated record. The transcript has a single exon. Lineage: Eukaryota; Fungi; Ascomycota; Sordariomycetes; Sordariales; Chaetomiaceae.
AGCUAUCCGACCGUCGAUGACGAUUGUUUCCUGCGUGCCGGCACCAAGAUUUACCAUUUGGAGUACCCAGUGACGCGUCAACUCAGUCUUUCUGUUUAAAUCAGUCCGGAUACUCCCUCAAUCUUCGAUAUCCAGCCAGCUUCGACGCGACGGCUACCCAAGCCGCUAUCCACCGCCAAACAAAGCCACAACCGAUGCCGCCAAAACGCCGCCGUAACCGGCCCCCAGAUCCGGAACCCGCGCGCCCGGCUUCACCACCCUACGAUCGCCCUCAGCCGCCCGAUGACGAAGACCAAGAGGAAGAAGAAGACGUGGCAGAGCACGCUCCCCUUCCCUUUUACAACACUACCUUCUCGGCGCACCGAGUCUCGCCUCUUUACCUCGGCAGCGAACUGUUGACGCCGAACCGGCUGCAACUCCUCGCGCAACGGCUACGAGACAAACUUGUUGGGGAUGUUGUCCGCGGCGUCGAGGUUCGGGCAGCCGACGCGGGAGAGGAGUCCAUCAUCGGCAGGGCGGGCGCGUUGGAACAGGUCAAGAUAGGCUGGGUCAGCGUCGCGGAUGUGCUGGGUAUAUCACAAGAAGGAUUAAACGGUAUCGGUGAAGAGGAAGGCGAAAGAGCUGGCUGGCGGCAAUUGACAGAGCAACUACCCGACAAAAAGGCGCUGCAUAUUACACUGCGGUACGAGAUGGCCUCGUGCGCGGCGCUCAUGCUGCCCCGUCUGGCAGAUUCCAGAAGAGACGACGUGCCAACCCCGGCGCAAACACGGUUCUCGGUCGGUGACGCAAACGUUAUGGAGUGGGAACCCACCCCUAACCGCUUCCUCUCCCUUCCGCUCCUCCUCCUGCGAAUGCCGGCGCCGCUCAAAACCACCAUUGCCGAUUUCCUGUCGACGACCUUUGACUGCCGUGUCAGCCCCAUGCGUCUGGGCACGCGCAGCCUGAUCCGCAGCUGGGAAGCGUGGAUUCGGUUUGUCGGACUGCCGGCUCGCGGUCCGUUUGCCAAGGAUGCAGUUCUCAGUCUGGGGUUCUAUGUUCCGCCGCCGGAAAAGCCGAACACUUCGCCGGACGAGGACGACACCGUCGACCAACAACCUCUCGGUCUCAAGUCGAUCGACGUAAUCAUCCCCGCCGACGAGCUACGGCAGUUUGUUGCCGCAGGUAAGAGGCUAGCAACCUCGCACCGCCAGCAAGCGCCAGCUUCUUCGAAGAUGAGAUGGGGCUGGGAAGACGACGUGCGGAAGCGGAGGAAGCUGGCUGGCCGACUGUACGAAGAGGGCUGGGAGUGGCGGACGGCGGAUGAGGAGGAAGACGGCCAGCCGUUUACCGAGGCAUUGGGUUGCUAUUUGAAGGAGCAUCUGAGUCUGAACAUGUUCCAUCCCGGUGUUAGGGUGGUCAAGAUCGCUUGUGGCGGUUUUGCCAUGUCGGAGAACCGGCUGAAGGUGUUUGCGCCGGCGGCUGAGGAGGGAUUGUCGUUGCGAGGUGCCGUGCUGCAGUUUUUUGCCAGGUUGGUCGAGAAGGCUCGGGUACAGGCGGUGACGGGAUAAUGGCGGGAGGUAGCCGAUCCGUCAAACGGUUCUUUCGUUCUUUGGACUUAGUAGUCGGCGCUUGGCGGGCUCGGAAUUGAUACCCCUGACUCGAUCAGUCUUGUGUUUGGGUUAUUUGAACGUACAAUCGCCGAGAAUUUUUGUCUUUGGUCAUUCAAGCUGUCCCUCUCGUCAGAACGCAUUCAAUCCUCACUGCGGUCAACAGAGCCAUUUCUUUUCUUUCUUUUUUUUUACGUUAUAUAAAUAUUAUCGGUUCAAAGACAUUGUUCCUGAACGUCAACGAAUUACCGAGCGUAUAUGAUGUUGUGUCGGAUACUUCAACGCCGAGAAAGAACAGACUAUGACCAGGAACAGCACAG